Messenger RNA from Portunus trituberculatus (swimming crab), 1030 nucleotides. RefSeq lists its product as uncharacterized. The coding region runs from base 401 to 835 and encodes 144 amino acids. Lineage: Eukaryota; Metazoa; Arthropoda; Malacostraca; Decapoda; Portunidae. The transcript is spliced from 2 exons. The record is from RefSeq and is a predicted model, not a curated record.
GUUCCUGCACGCCCACUACAGCAUCUGUUUAGGGAGGAGUGUUAUCCUUACUAGGAAUCCUGCUGUUGCCUUCCUCCACUGUUUCGCCCACCUCGUUAAUCUUGGCCACGUAUCUGACCUACACUUGACCGUCAACUGUCCUCCCGUCCCUAUGCUACUGAGCUCCAACUGUGUUUUUACGGUAGAGUUAUUCACUCUAUGUGCUGACCUCGGAGGGGAUAUUGCUUUAUGUGCGGGUGCUGCCAGUAACGCUCUUGGUCCGCUGGUAAGUACAGCGCUUCUUGACUCAGGUGAGACUACUCCAGAUAAUGGGGGAAGAUAACAUCAUGAGGUGACGUGGAUCGUUGCUAUAAGACUGGAGGGCGCGACGCCACUACCACAGAAACCCCCGCUACGCACCAUGAUCACCAGGGCGUUACUGUGUACUGUCGCCGUAGCUGUGCUGGUGGUCGGGAUCCCGGAUACCAAACAGGCACCACCGCCCACCCAAUCUACUUUCAAUGCCAACGCCACGCUAGCGGCAAUGCUCUGGCGGCACAUGAUUGGUUUGCAGCCUCGGGCGGCCGCUGAAGCCUCCAUGUAUUGGCGGGUGAUGUCAGUGGAAGACCCUGAGGGAGCAGCCAAGGCAGCCAUGGAGACCCGCAAGGCCACCGCUGCCGAUCCCGAGGCCAUGCUGUACAUGGCCAUACAGUAUCAGCGUGUGGCUUCUCGCAGCGUGGAAUAUGCCAGACUUGCUGACACCUACUGGAAGAAGAUGGCAGUGCACGAUCCCGAGGUCACGGCCAGAUCAGCAAUGUACUGGAGGAACGACCCAGAAGCUGAUAUGUACUGGUAGCCGUAACGCAAGCAGUCCGUCCCUCCGUGUUUGCUACAGCGGCUCCAAACCAUUCCUACAUAAUGGCUUUAUGGCUAUAUAAGCCCAGCAUCGAGCGAUUGAUCAUCAAUUGGGAUCUCUCUCUCUCUCUCUCUCUCUCUCUCUCUCUCUCUCUCUCUCUCUCUCUCUCUCUCUCUCUCUCUCUCUCUCUCUCUC